UCCUCGCUGCUUUGCGCUGGGGAACCGCCUGUGGCACAAAAGUUAACGAUCAGAUGUGUGGCGCCUUCACGUGAACGACCACUUUCGAAUUAUGGCGACUACAGCGUCAAACCGCUACAAUGCUCUCACGUCCACCACAUCCGUUGUGCAUUCAGAACCAGCAAACAUACACCAGGCGACGGCCUUCAGGGAAGCCCAGAGUCUGCGGCAGAGUGAAUACACUCCUCUAGAGGGUACUGGACACUCGCUUGGCCAUGUGCAUCAGUGGUUAUCGGCGCACGGAGAGAGGACAUCGUGGCCGCCCAGCCCCUCCGAGGAACAGGAUGUUAAGCCCGCACUACAAGGUAGCACGGAGGAAUUACAACAACACUCUCCUGGUCUGCAGCAGCAACAGCAGGACCAGUCGCAACCUCAACACCCUGUCCACCAGCCGCUUUCCCCAAACGAGGGAACACAACACGACGCAGAGGCUUGGGAGGUGACUGCCACAUCUCAUGUGCAGCGCAUAUACAAUGUAGACGACCAGAGUCUGGUUUGUUCCCAGUCGGCACACGACAGCCUGAAUGAGGAGGGAAUACACCCUCACAAUUUGAUUGACGCAGAUGAGGACCACCACAGUCCACAUCUGAGCGAUCUGAGUCCGCCGCCGAGCUUUCGGCAUCACCGAGGACACCACGAGAAUUCCAACGAGAAUGUCCCGACUUCGGAUGACUUGGAAUACUUUGCCAAGCAAUUCAAACAGCGCAGGAUCAAGCUGGGAUUUACACAGGCGGAUGUUGGACUGGCACUGGGCACGCUUUACGGUAACGUGUUCUCCCAGACAACAAUCUGCAGGUUUGAAGCACUUCAACUCAGCUUCAAAAACAUGUGCAAACUCAAACCUCUUUUGAACAAGUGGCUGGAAGAGGCUGAUUCCUCCUCCGAAAGUCCAACCAGCCUCGAUAAGAUUGCUGCCCAGGGGAGGAAGAGGAAAAAACGGACGUCCAUCGAGGUGAGUGUCAAAGGGGCACUGGAGAGUCAUUUUCUCAAGUGUCCGAAACCCUGUGCGUCUGAGAUAACUUCACUGGCAGACAGCCUUCAACUGGAAAAAGAGGUUGUCCGUGUUUGGUUCUGUAACAGACGACAGAAGGAGAAACGAAUCUCACCUCAGUGCGGACCGGUCCCUGAUAAAAACGGCAGGUUCGGGGACCUUCCGACGCACAGCGAUACUCAGACAGCUCAGUAG
Molecule: messenger RNA, 1225 nt
Organism: Chanos chanos (milkfish)
Lineage: Eukaryota; Metazoa; Chordata; Actinopteri; Gonorynchiformes; Chanidae
Gene: pou3f2a
Product: POU class 3 homeobox 2a
Exons: 1
Coding region: 92-1225 (377 amino acids)
Biological process (GO): brain development; regulation of transcription by RNA polymerase II
Cellular component (GO): nucleus
Molecular function (GO): RNA polymerase II cis-regulatory region sequence-specific DNA binding; DNA-binding transcription factor activity, RNA polymerase II-specific
Source: RefSeq, a predicted model, not a curated record